This is a messenger RNA of Adineta steineri, 860 nucleotides long. NCBI's taxonomy places the organism in Eukaryota, Metazoa, Rotifera, Eurotatoria, Adinetida, Adinetidae. The record is from the annotation of a GenBank genome assembly.
GAUUAAUUAUAACUCUAACUUGCAGUAUUAUUAUUAUCAAAAUUUACGGGAUGUGUUGAAGUGUCUCCUAGGUCUUAUUCGUUUAUCUAUGACAGAUGUGAUAUAAAACGUAGAUAAUAUAUGCUUCUGAUAGAUUCUUUAGCAUAGACUUAGUUAAUCGUACUGAUGACAAACAUAUAGAUUUUGACAUGUUUUCAGGAAUUUUUGAUGGACAUAGAACCAAUCAUAUUUCAUAAAAAUUGAAUCAAUAUAAAAAAGAAAUUAAAAUAUUUUGUAUAGGUAUGACAAAUGUUCGUUUCUCAUCAUUAGCGGAUUAUCGUGAUAUUGAAACGACAAAUUUUCAGAGUGACGCAACACAAUCAGGUUUGACAUUAGAAGAAAUUAUGGCUUCUAUCUAUGCAAAAUCACGAGAUAAUGCUCGUACGCCAAUGCAAUGGUCGGCUAAUUUACCACAUGCUGGUUUUACUAAUGGUGUAGUUGAUGUAACUCCAUGGAUAAAUGUUAAUUCAAAUUAUACCGAUAUUAAUGUUGAACAAGCUUUAAAUGAUCCACAAUCAUUAUUUUAUUUUUAUCAAAAACUUAUUCAAUUACGUCGAGCAAUGCCAAUUAUUGUACAUGGAAAAUAUGAAAUUUUACAUGAAGAAAAUACACAUGUAUUUAUGUAUAAACGUUAUGAUGAUAAUGGACAAGAAAUAAUUAUUGCAUGUAAUUUUAGUCAACAGCCAAUUAUAAUUGAUGAUGCACAACUUAAUGAAAAAAUUCAAAAACGUAAACAAAUAUUAAUUACGAAUUAUGAAGAACAUUUAAAAUCAGAUUGGUUGGAUUUUCGGCCAUAUGAAGCAUGGGCUAUAGAAAUCUAA